This is a messenger RNA of Oldenlandia corymbosa var. corymbosa, 921 nucleotides long. NCBI's taxonomy places the organism in Eukaryota, Viridiplantae, Streptophyta, Magnoliopsida, Gentianales, Rubiaceae. The record is from the annotation of a GenBank genome assembly.
AUGCCGGACGAUUCCUUUGUGAUUGAUCAUAAGGUAUUGUACAAUGAUUUGGUUGGAUUGAUUUGUGAAAGGGCGGGGUGGAAUAAAGAGUAUGUGAAUUUGAGUCUAUCGAUUUUGUAUGAUAGGAUGGGCAAUGGUUUUAGGCGUAUCGCCAAAAUCAAGGACGACGCAUCAUUGCAAGUGUUAUAUUUCCUCCCAAAUUCGACAUAUAUUGAUUUGUAUGUGGAUUUGGAGGUGGCGGGUACUUCUAGGUCCCAUUUGGAAGUAGGGACAAGUAGUGGUGGGCCGAAUGUGGAGAAUGUCGAUUACAUGGAAGAUGAUAAUGUGGGUGGACCAAUUAUGGAGGAUGGCGAUCACAUGGAAGAUAAUCACGCAGAAGAUGAUGAGGACUACACAUCGAUAAGUGAUCAAAGGGAUGAAAACCAAUUAAUAUCCGAAGGAAGUCGGGAGAGUGAUGAAGAGGUUGAAGACAAAUUCGCCACAAAGGACAGGCACAUAUAUCAUUCACAGGGUACAUUGGAUCUUACAAAAGUGGAUAAGGAUGAAUUUCAACUUACCAUGUGGGACGGGACGACCGCAACAAUCGGGAUAGGGACUUGUUUCAAGAAUAAGGAAGAAGCCAAAAAUGGUAUUGCAGCGUGGAACAUAGAGCAAAAGAGAGAGUUUUAUGUGAAGGAAAUUGAUGGUUCAACAUGGUAUAUUUGGUGCAAAUCCCUAAAACAGUCAACCCCUAAGGGUUAUGUUCCUUGCCGUUGGAAGGUACGUGCCUCCUUGAGAGACCACGGUUUGUGGGAGAUUGUGAAAUGGGUGCCCGAGCACAAUUGUAUGAAUGUCACCGAGGAAAAUAAUAAUCGAAAUGUGAGCACAAUGUUUAUUGUUCAUCUCAUAAGGCAUAAGGUUGAGUUAGACCCGGAUUAUUAA